UUCACAGCAUCACCUGGCAGCAUUUUGAAUGCUUCAUCACCCCGUGGAAUGAAUGCAAAAACAGGCUUGCCGAUGUCGCAGACUGGUUUAUCUUCCGAAGGCACAGGAAGCACACGUUUCGGUGGUAAAGAAGGCAUUGCAGAUGUGCUGAAGGAUUCCAAGGAGUUACUUAACUAUCAUCCAAGAUCAUGGACUGAUGUGCGUAUGCAGCCGACAUCUAGCUCGUAUGGUUUCAUUGGGAACAAGAUUGUUGCCAAUGCUGCCUCUCGUGAAAGCAGUCUAUUCUCAAGUUCAUUGUCUGAUAUGUUUACUCAAAAGUUGAGAUUAAUGGGGAAUGAUGUUUUCCGGGAUCAGUCUGUUUCCGUUGGUUCCCUUCCUGAGGAAGAACCAUAUAAAUCUCUUCAAGAAAUUGAGGCUGACACUAUUGGGAAUCUUCUUCCUGAUGAGGAUGACCUGUUUUCUGGUGUUGCUGAUGAGUUAGGAUCCAAUGUUCAUGCCAAAGCAAAUGAUGAUUUCGAAGAUUUUGAUUUGUUUAGCAGUGGGGGAGGCAUGGAGUUAGAAGGAGAUGAACAUCUAGUUUCAGGAAAAAGAGCCAGCGGCUUAGAAGGAGAUCUUGGUUAUUUCGGAGGUUCCAAAGGAAAAAUUCCUCUUGGUGACCAAUCUUCUAGGACACUUUUUGUUAGAAACAUUAAUAGCAAUGUAGAUGACUCUGAGCUGAAGACUCUCUUCGAGCAAUAUGGAGAUAUCCGAACCAUGUAUACUGCUUGCAAGCCUCGCGGUUUUGUCAUGAUUUCUUAUUAUGAUAUAAGGGCAGCACAAAAUGCAAUGAAAGCACUCCAACAUAAGUCGUUGAGAUCUCGAAAGCUUGAUAUACAUUAUUCAAUUCCAAAGGGCAAUGCUCCAGAAAAGGAUAUUGGUCAUGGUGGUGUGAUGAUAUCUGGUCUUGAUUCAUCUGUUUCAAAUGAGGAACUUAAGCAUAUUUUCGCAUUAUAUGGAGAAAUUAAAGAAAUAUAUGAAUCUCCUGAAGUGAAUCAUGUGAAAUUCAUCGAGUUCUAUGAUGUGCGAGCUGCAGAAGCUUCUCUUGGUGCUUCGAACAGGAUCUGCAUUCCUGGGAAGCAGAUCAAGCUUGAACCUGGCCAUCCUAGAAAUGCUAUUCUAAUGCAGCAGUCUCAAAAGGGACAAGAAGAACCAGAUUUUGUUCAUAAUCUUAGUGAUAACUUAUUAAGACAGAACGCAACAUCUUCUGGAGCAGCCAUAUCUGGUGGCAGCUUGGAGAGUGGAUAUAAUCAGGGGUUUCAAUCUGCAAAAAGGAUACCUCUGAAUGGUUUUGUUGAUAAUGCUUUAUAUCCUGUGGGUUCUAGCAUACCAAAGAUGGCAAGAGGGGCUUCUGGUGGAAAAGUAUCCGGAGUUUACGAGUCUGCAAAUGUUGUUGAUGCAAUGAAACUGGGAUCUAUUACAAGGUUCCAUCCUCAUUCUUUACCUGAGUUUCAUGAUGGUUUAGCUAGUGGUAGUCCCUACAACUUUUCAAACCCCAUCAGCAAUGUUGCUGCCAGUAUUGGAACUGGAUCGACAGAAUUGUCAGACAGCAGGCAUAUUCAGGGGAUUGGCUCACCUGGCAACCUAGCCGAAUUUAAUGCAGUAGUUUCAGGAAACGGGAGCCGCCCGCCUCAGGGACUUUAUCAUAUGUGGAACAACUCCAACUUGCAUCAGCAACCUCCAUCAAAUGCCAUGCUUUGGCAUAAAACACCACCAUCCUUUAUUAAUGGUGCUGGUGCUCCUGGUGUUCCGCAGAUGCCCGGCUUUCCUAGAACACCACCUCAUGUGCUGAGAUCAUCACAGAUAGACCAUCAUGUCGGAUCAGCACCGGUCGUUACUGCCUCACCCUGGGAAAGACAACCUUCUUACUUGGGAGAGUCUCCUGAAGCUUCUAGUUUUCGAAUGGGAUCUUUAGGAAGUACAGGUUUUCAUGGUUCUUGGCAGAUGCAUCCUCCGGACUUGUCUUCUCGCAACAUGUUUUCUCAUGUGGGUGGGAACAGUACAGAAUUGUCAUCCAGUGCUGGGCAGGGAUCUCCUAAGUUGUCACAUUUUUUCCCAGGGAGACUUCCCAUGAAUUCAAUGCUGAAGUUUGAUUCGGCCAAUGAACGGAUGAGAAGCCUCUAUCAUCGUAGAAGUGAAGCAAAUACUAACAGUGCUGAUAAAAAGCAAUAUGAGCUUGAUCUAGGCCGCAUAUUGCGCGGGGAAGAUAACCGAACCACACUUAUGAUAAAAAAUAUUCCAAACAAGUAUACUUCAAAGAUGCUUCUUGCUGCCAUCGAUGAGCAAUGUCGGGGAACUUAUGAUUUUCUGUAUUUGCCAAUUGACUUUAAGAACAAAUGUAAUGUUGGCUAUGCAUUCAUCAACAUGAUUGACCCUGGUCAAAUUAUUCAGUUCCAUCAGGCUUUUAAUGGGAAAAAAUGGGAGAAGUUUAACAGUGAGAAAGUAGCUGUACUUGCAUAUGCCCGAAUUCAAGGAAAAGCUGCUCUGAUUGCUCAUUUCCAGAAUUCAAGUCUAAUGAAUGAAGAUAAACGUUGUCGCCCCAUUCUCUUCCACACGGAUGGCCCAAAUGCUGGUGAUCCGGAGCCUUUCCCCUUGGGAAACAAUAUUCGAACAAGGCCAGGAAAAUCUCGUACGAGUGCUAACGAUGAGAAUCGCAACCAAGGGAGUUCUUCAGCUGCAGCCGGCGGGGAUGAAUCUGCUAAUGGAGUAGAGUCAUCCUUGAGUUCAUCGAAAACCUGACCAUAGUAGCCUCAGGCACUAACAGUACUAUGCUGUAUUUCAUGCCAACCCAAGUAUGUAUAUUGACAUUCUCUUUUUUGAUCAGUCGACAUGGAGUUGGAGCCGUUAGGACAGGUGGGCUCACAAUUUUGGCUUAUAGAGGAGCCUUUGCAGGAGUUUUUGGAGGCCGAGGACCGAGGUACAUAACCAGAAUGAAGUUGCUGAUAUUUAGUGUUAUCUUUAUGUUUUCCUUGCAUGGCGUCGUCAUGCUACACUGGACAACUUUAGAGAGUAUGGCUUAACCGAAAAGCUUUAAAUUUUGGCUAGCUUUGAAUGGACACGACAAUUUGAAGUUCCCUUUGAGAUUGGUUCACAUACAUCAUUGUGAGUCUCAAACUCUUCAAGGAUGUUUUGUUCUCAAGAUUAUCUUGUUUAUAUUUGUAUUUUUGGUUUAUGUUGUUGUAUCCCUGGGCAUUGGUGUCCUAAAGGGACUUCGUCUUUUUUAACUUUUUUUUUUUAAUGUCUAUAUAGAAUGUUAUUGUUGAAGGAAAGGCUUUAAUUUGAACAUUUACUUCUAUGGUACUAGUUUUGUUCAGAUUUUUGCUUAUGUUGAUUGGUAUUUCUGAAUUCCUGGCAUGAAAUGGGUAGAAACACUACCUAAUAUGAUGCUUAUACUCAUGUAGGUUUUCAUAACCAUACCAUAUUAUAUUUAUUCAAAUAUGAUUUUUACUUUGAGGCA
Molecule: messenger RNA, 3493 nt
Organism: Arachis duranensis
Lineage: Eukaryota; Viridiplantae; Streptophyta; Magnoliopsida; Fabales; Fabaceae
Product: protein MEI2-like 1
Exons: 12
Coding region: 49-2775 (908 amino acids)
Molecular function (GO): RNA binding
Source: RefSeq, a predicted model, not a curated record